AUGGAGCUAACAGACCAUUAUGAAAAUAUGAACAAGUUUCACCGCGUCGAACAAGAACGUGGAGUCCAACCAGCAGAACACGUUGGAAGAAAACUCUUACCCGUGGUGGUGUACAUAUUGCUGGGCCUCUGCAUCCUGCUCUCCGCUCUGACCCUUGGUGUUGUAGUGGUACAGUUUGCAGGAAAUUUGGAGAAGUCAAGCUGCUCAAUCGCCAAACAGCAGGCUGAGAUUUCAAACCUGAGGGAGGGAAAUUUUGAGAAGAUUAACGGCUCACUCGCAAAACUUCAGGCUGCGAUUUCACAGCUGAAGGAGAAUCUGCCAGCUCUGCAAUCUUUCAACAAAUGGAAAUUCUUCAAUCACAGACUGUAUUACUUCUCAUUAUCUGAAGUAACGUCGGAUGAAGCUCAAGAAUUCUGCGCCUCAAUGAACUCCAAACUUGUGGUCAUUAACAGUGGGGAGGAACAGGCAUACAUCGGGGAAAAUAGAAAACAAAAUCAUUGGAUUGGACUCCGUUACUCUGCCAAAGAACAGACUUGGCGUUGGGUGGAUGGCACGAAUUAUACUUCAAAUGUUAAGUUCUGGGCGAGAGGUCAACCCAAUGGUGGCGAAGACUGUGUUACAGUGUCUGAUAAUGGAUUGUGGCACGAUUGGCCAUGCAAUGACAAUCAUUUCUUCAUUUGUGAGAAGCCGGCAUGGUAACCGUGAUGCACUGAGCGAAGUCCACUACUCCCCAUAGCUUCUUAAGUUCCCGUACAUAUUUUGACUUCUUUCCGGACUCCUCCCCUUUCCAUGCUCAAAUUUCAAACUUUUCCAUCCUAACUCUGUUCAUGGUGCUCCCAUCGUGCCUGUGCAAACUUCAACUGAAAGCAUUGAUUAUCGUGCAUGCCUGUGAGUGAAUCUGAUUCAGUUUUCCUGCCCGGCUAGUGGAAGGUGUUAAAACAAUACCCCUUAUAUCUUCUCAAGGAAUCUGUCUUACACGGCAUCACCACCGCUCCCCAUCCAGUUCUCUGGGAGAUCACGCGAACAUCGGGGCAAGUUAAGUUUGCACACAGUGAGCUUCAUAUCCUGCU
This is a messenger RNA of Hypanus sabinus (Atlantic stingray), 1070 nucleotides long. Its product is annotated as hepatic lectin-like. The transcript has 7 exons. The record is from RefSeq and is a predicted model, not a curated record. NCBI's taxonomy places the organism in Eukaryota, Metazoa, Chordata, Chondrichthyes, Myliobatiformes, Dasyatidae. The coding region runs from base 1 to 699 and encodes 232 amino acids.